AUGCCUACUAUUCGAAUCUUCAGCCGGGACCACCCAGUUCGCACUCUUAUUGUGGCCACAUCCGACGAUGCGUUGAUCUUCCAGCAUAGCUUAGUGGAAUCAGCUGGUACUGACUUCCCGGCGAGCCCUAACACUGAGCGCUGCUUGGUGGAAUUUGCUAGUCUAUCUUCUAUAGACUUGACAGGCUACCGACCCUUGGGGUCUGGCUAUGGAAUCCUUGGACUGAUCACCAUAGACCAGGAUGUGUUUGUUUGCGUUGUUACGCGUUCUUCCAAGGCCGCCACUGUCAGACCCGGAGAAUCUGUCUUAAGAAUCGAAGACGUAGAUUUCUAUUGUUUAAACCGCUCAGAAUACGAGUCUAGUCUCUAUUAUGACACGGAAUCUUCAUUAGCCGACGAGGACCUAUAUUCAAAUGCAGGCCCUGAUGCUAGACCGGGCCCGACGAGAAAUCCAUUCUUAUCUCUCAAGAAACUCCUGACCGAUGGUAGCUUCUACUACAGUCUUGACUUCAAUCUUACGGAUCGUCUGCAAGACCGCUCGGACAAGUCGACGGCUUUUGACAUCGACUCCCUUGACAAAGAUAUGUUGUGGAACGCGUAUAUGAUUCAACCUCUACUAUUGUUCAGAUCUCACCUAUCGCCACGCGAAAAACAACUUCUCGAUUCCUCUCAGAUUCUCACAUGUGUGAUUCGAGGAUUCUGCGGGACGCUGACCAUUCCAGCCGCUGUCAAUGACCUAUCUUCAGUACGAAAAAAACACUUGCCCUCAUUGCUAACCAUAAUCUCUCGUUUGUCCUCUCGGCGAGCGGGUACUCGAUUCAACGCGCGUGGUCUCGAUGAUGAUGGAAACGUUGCCAAUUUCGUUGAGACAGAAACAGUUUUGGUCUGUGAACCUUCCGGUGUCGCCUUCUCUUAUGUCCAGGUUCGUGGCUCGGUGCCAGUGUUUUGGGAGCAAGCCACGGGGCUUUUACCCGGUCAGCAAAAAAUCGAGGUGACGCGAUCUAUUGAGGCUACUCAACACGCGUUCGAUAAGCAUAUCCAAUCCUUGGAGCUAGAAUACGGCGCUGUCCACGUUGUCAAUCUUCUUAGCGAAUCGAAACCAGGUGAAGUUGAACUUUCUACGAGGUUUCGGGAGCAUAUAAAGAGAAAGCUUUCAGCAGAAAGUUCAAUUUCAGAUCACGCUUUGUUACGGACUACAGAGUUUGAUUUCCACGCGGAGGCUCGGGGUCCGCUGGGGUACGGGGCCGGGAACGAAAUAAAGCACGAGCUCAUACCUUCUCUGGACGGUUUUGCGUACUUUCUUUCUAAGAAAGGUCGUCUGUCUGCGAAGAAUGAUAGCGUCUCCGGAGGUACCACUACAAUUCUACAGCAAGAGGGCAUUUUCCGUACUAAUUGCUUGGAUUGCCUCGACCGAACUAACCUCGUGCAAACCAUCAUCAGUUCGCUGGCUCUUGAGUCGUUCCUGAUGCAAGAAAACGGUGUGCUAAGCCCCGAUGUUCGACUGCGACACUCCACACUUUGGGCAGAUAAUGGGGAUGCGUUAUCCAAGAUAUAUGCUGGUACUGGCGCUCUUAGGAGUUCAUACACGCGGCACGGGAAGAUGUCUCUUGCAGGUGCCCUAGCGGACGCGCGUAAAACUGCCACCAGGCUGUAUAUCAACAAUUUUUCCGACAAGGCUCGGCAGAAGACAAUAGAUCUACUGUUAGGCCGUCUGCCAGACCAGAUGCCUGUGCAUCUCUAUGACCCGGUCAAUGAUUUGGUUUCUAGCGAGCUUGAUCGAAGAGCAUCAGAGUUCACUUCCAGGAAAUCGACCAACAUUUGGACCGGAACAUUCAACGUUAAUGGGCGAGUUCAAGGACCAGAUACUGAAUUGAGCCCUUGGCUGUUUCCCAAAUAUACUGGUCAACGCAUGGAUCCGACUGUCUUUGCUGUUGCGUUUCAAGAAAUUGUUGUCUUGAGUCCCCAGCAGAUCAUGUCGACAGACCCUACAACCCGUAAAUCCUGGGAGGUUGCCGUCAUGGAUUGCUUGAAUCAGCGUGCAGCUGCUCAAAGAACCCCAAAAUAUGUCCUUUUACGGUCUGGCCAGCUCGUUGGAGCGGCUUUGAUGAUCUACGUGCGUGAGGAUAUACUCAAGGACAUAAAAAACGUUGAAGGAAGUGUUAAGAAGACUGGGCUUUCUGGAAUGGCUGGAAACAAAGGAGGCUGUGCCAUUCGCUUUGAGUAUUCAAAUACCAGGCUUUGCUUUGUAACGGCUCAUUUAGCUGCUGGGUUUGCAAACUAUGACGAGCGCAACAAUGACUAUGAAACUAUAUGUCGCGGACUCCGCUUUCAAAGGAAUCGGUCUAUCGAGGACCAUGAUGCUAUUAUAUGGCUGGGCGACUUCAAUUAUCGAAUUGGUCUACCUAAUCAGACUGUUAGGGACCUAGUGCAACAGGCCAAUUACCAAAAGCUCUAUGAUAAUGACCAACUAAAUCUUCAGAUGCUCGCGGGCCGGGCUUUCCAAUUCUAUAACGAGGGUCUUGUCACGUUUCCGCCGACGUACAAAUAUGACGUUGGAGAAGACACCUAUGACACCUCGGAGAAAGCACGUAUUCCCGCAUGGUGUGACAGAAUACUGUGGAGAGGGCCCGACUUGAGACAGCUAAACUACGGUGUUUCCCAUUUGCGACUUUCUGACCAUCGUCCAGUGUGGGCAAAUUUCACAUGUACAAUUAGCGUUGUCGAUGAGGCUCGAAAAGAGAACUUGAGGCACUCGCUCCACGCUCGCCGAAGAAGCAACCCGCAAAUCCUCGAAACCCAGCCACAGCCGGUUGGCAUGAGUGACGGUGUCCUUAUUCCCAUUGAGCCAACGACUACUGGGCUUCCUCCACCUAGCUCAGAUCAUCGUAAAUGGUGGCUCGACAACGGAGCUUCCGUAAGGUCAUCCAUACGUCCCCCAGCCAAUGGUUAUAUAUUGGAUACCUAUCGUACAUCCAAUCCUUUCUCUCCCACUGAGAAUCUCGAAUGGGGUCCAAUGACCGUGACACAAAGGAAAUCUACAGAUACCUGCGACGCGAACUUCAGAAAACCUCCGGUUCCGCCCAGGAGUACAACAGCACCGGCUACGCCCCAAUUUCCACAGCCUGUCCGACGAGGAACGGAAGAUGGUUCAAAGAAAAAUGCACCACCGGUGCCCCCUAAACCCAGCUCACUCGGCUUGAACCAGAAUCCAGCAGCAGUUGAGCACCCAUUUCAAAUUGCACACAGUGAUGCCCCCGUUCCAGAGAUCGUCGCAAAGGAUACCCACAAAUCGUCAUUGUUGACAGGAUUACUUGACGGUAAUGUCAGCGAUGAGAUCAGCUGGAAGCCUCUUCUUCAAUGA
Molecule: messenger RNA, 3360 nt
Organism: Aspergillus mulundensis
Lineage: Eukaryota; Fungi; Ascomycota; Eurotiomycetes; Eurotiales; Aspergillaceae
Product: SacI domain and endonuclease/exonuclease/phosphatase family protein
Exons: 7
Coding region: 1-3360 (1119 amino acids)
Biological process (GO): phosphatidylinositol dephosphorylation
Cellular component (GO): membrane; cytoplasm
Molecular function (GO): phosphatidylinositol-4,5-bisphosphate 5-phosphatase activity; phosphatidylinositol-3,5-bisphosphate 5-phosphatase activity
Source: RefSeq, a predicted model, not a curated record